CCACCGCCCCAGGAACAUCAGUUUUUUUAAAGCUCAUCCCGAUAUACUACCGGAAAGUUUCCCACAAAUUAAAAAAAUUAAAAAUCCCAUUCCUUUGAGACUAAUUUCUUUUAUUUGAUUACUUGGUAUCGAGGAAAAUGUUGAUCGAUCUCGUCCGUGAAUCCGUGUUGCAGUGCUUCUGUCACAGCUGCAAACCACCCCUGAGUGUCGUAGCUGGACAAAGGAGGGGUAAUGUACCUAUGAAGAAACCCAGUGGCAAGGGAAAACCACGAACGAAACAACCGAAGAAAGUGAAAUUCAUAACUACUGAGAUUCGAUGUCAAGAGAAGUCCAAGGGUGGCCUGUGCUACGAGGUGAUUUUGGCAGAGCCAACGGGAUCGAAACGUGCCCCAUCACCACCCCAGACAGUUCCUGCCCAGCAGACUGCCAUCGAGGAUAAACUCAAAGCAGCUGAAGAGAGAAGACUCUCAUUAGAGGCCCAUAAACUUGCGUCAAUCGCUGCCAAGAUGAGCAGAAUCGAGGAGACAUCCCGCAAGAGGGAUGAACUCAACUCAGCAUUCAUAGCAGCAACUCGAGACUCACUCGAUGCUAAGAUGAAUAACUCCGAGGAGAAACGUGAGGCUCAUAUUGCCGAGUUGAAGAACAAACUGAAGGAGCACCUGGAGGCUGUUGAGAAGACACGUUUGAAUCUGGAGCAACAGACGAAUGAGGUUCGUGCUGCUGUUGAGGAGAAACUCAAGACUGCUGCUGCACAGAGGGAUGAGAACAUGAAACACAUGCUGGAGCGUCUGAAGGAACACGAGGAGCAAGUUGCCAGGGUUCGUCAAGGGAUGACUGAACGUGUUCAGCAACUGGAGUCCCAGAUUCAGGGAAAGCUAGAUCAAGCACGAGAGCGCAGGGAGACAAUAGAGCGCGAACAGAAGGAGAAACUCCGUAAUCAUAACACAGUGAAGCUAGCUAAAGUACGAGAGACAGCUGAUGUCAGUGCAAUGCGAGAGCUCGAGGCCAAGAAACGAGAGAUUGACCUGAAGGUCUCCAUCGCCGAAGAAAAUCGUCGGCGAGAGAUUCAACGUCGUCUUCAGGCCAUUCGUCAACAUGAGAGGCGUGCUGAGAUGGUCAGACAGAACAAAGCAGCCCUGGCUGGCCAGGAUUCGACCAAGACAGAUGACAGUGCCUUACCAGUCGAAAAUGAAACUGCCAGCUCUGGUUAAGCAAUUAUUCCAGCCACUUGCUUAAUUAAACCCAACAAUCUAACACGAUUGCCAUUAUCCCAUCAUUAAUCGCAGCCAAAACGAGAUAUCGUAGAGUUAAAGAACAAGAGCGAUAAUAGUUUAAAAGUUUAUCAUUAAAUAACGAAAAUAUUUUGUUCACGCGUUGAUGUUCAUUAACCGGCGAAAAAAAUAUUACUCGUGUUUGAUUAAACGGCGAAUAAAAAAUUAUUGAAUAAAGUCGUAAUUAUUGGACUCGGCGGGUUCAUUGUUUGAAUAAAAUUCAUAUGAACUUCGCGAGCUUUAUUAAAUUGCUUCGUGCCAUUUACCGUCGUUUUGGCAAUUUACUGAACAACUGAGUGAGAAAAUUAAAAUGAAAGACACGAGAUAAUCAAUGAGAGGGGGAAUAAAAAAUUAAUAAGAAUUAGGUUUAACGCGUAUUUUCCAAUUAUUUUGCAACUCCGUGGAUUUUGUGCCUCAAAGUGAAAUUGCAUUGUGCUACGUCUCUCUAAUUUCGUACUGAAAAAUUGCCGUGGAAAAUGAAUUAAUGCGAAAAGACGAGAAAAAUCAUAAAAAAAAUGACAAACUCUAUGAAAAAUGGUAACAAAAAAAUAUGUAACAUUUAGAUAUAUUUUAUGCUUACGUUGUAUUAAUUAUGUUCCAUUUUAAUUCUCAUAAUAUCAAAUACAAUACCAAGUAACCGAUGUUGAGAUGUUGGCUUUGAUAGCGGGAGAAUUUUAACCGGAGAGAGUGUGCGACUGAGUGGUCUGCAGAAAAUGUUUAAAAAGAAAAACCAUUGGGCAUUCUAUUAAUUCGAGGGUGAUAAUUGAAUUUCUAGAGGGAAGGGGGGGAUGCAGCGAUUAAAAAUGUCUCGGGCAUUGAGGGAAAGGGUCAGAAUGAUUUUUAAUCAAUCGAACUUUUUAAGUGGAAAAAAAAUAAUUCAAUCAAUUUUCCUCGUUUUUAAUUUCGACAAUUUGCUGAAAUUCAUCGAUGACCACCCCUCAGCUCAAAACGUCUCUUCAUUAAUUUAAUAUUAAACAUUCAUCGUCACUGAGACGAAUUGAGAAAAUUUUAAGUGCGACACAGUCCCAACUGGUUAUCAAUGAAAAAUGGAUAAAAAAAAUGUGUCAACGUAUGAAUUAGCAUUUCAAGUGGAUGGUAAAUGUAACAGUGCUUUAUACAGUUUAUACUAAGCUUCGAAAAAAGAAUGAAUAUAUAAAAGAAAAAUAAAUAAAUCGUUUUGUACUCGAUAAUUGCCUAAGUAUUGCGCUAAUAAAAGAGCAUUACGGAAUAAAGGAAUUCGUAUGUA
Fopius arisanus is the source of this 2517-nucleotide messenger RNA. It is a transcript of the gene stai, whose product is annotated as stathmin. Gene Ontology annotation, cellular component: neuron projection; cytoplasm. Bases 138 to 1211 code for a protein of 357 amino acids. The transcript has 7 exons. Gene Ontology annotation, molecular function: tubulin binding. Lineage: Eukaryota; Metazoa; Arthropoda; Insecta; Hymenoptera; Braconidae. Gene Ontology annotation, biological process: neuron projection development; regulation of microtubule polymerization or depolymerization; microtubule depolymerization. The record is from RefSeq and is a predicted model, not a curated record.